AUGGAACUAAAUGAUUUGAUUACAGAGACAAGAAAGUUAUUAAGUCUUUCUCAAACAAAAGAUGCACUAAGUUUAUUGAAAAAAUUUAAAUCAAAAUAUAUUGAAAAUGUUGAAUUUUUACAAAUUUUUGGUGAAGUUUAUUUAGAAUUGGGUAAAGUUGAUAAAGCUUUUGAAUUUUUAGAAAAAUCUUGUAAUUUAGAUAUUAAUGGACAAUAUGGUUCUGAGAAAUUCUUCUAUUUAGGUCAAAUAAUUGGUGGUUCAAAAGGUAUUGAAUUGAUUGAUCAUGGUAUUUCACAAUUAACAACAAAAUUAGAAAAUAAUGAUGUCAAUGAUGAUGUUAGGAAAUUCACAAUUAAAAAAUUAAAUCAAGGUUUAUUUGCAGAGAUUGAAAUAUGGAUGACUGAUCUAUGUAUGGAACCUGAAGCUGAAACAAAAUGUGAUGAAUUAAUUAAUCAAUCAUUAACUAUAGAUGAAUCAAAUCCUGAAAGUUGGUCAUUAUUAACAUCAAUUAGAAUUUCUCAACAAAGAGAUGAUGAUGCAUUACAAGCUUUACAGAAAAGUUGGGAUUUAUUUGAACAGAAGAAAACAGCACUUGAAAAUAAUUCUAAUGUUAAUACAACUGAUAAUUCUCAAGAGAUUAGUAUUGAAUAUGUUGAAUUGAUACAACCUUUAAUAACAUUAUCAAGAUUUGCUAUAGAAAUGGGUCAGUAUGAACUGGGUGGUGUUAUUGCAUCAAAUGUUAGAGAUAUAGAUGAAGAUAAUGUGGAGAGUUAUUAUUUAGAAGGUUUUACAAAUUAUUUAUAUGUUAAAAAAGCUCAGUAUGAUUUAAAAUUUCCAAAUUAUGAUGCUGAAAUUUUUGAUUCAUUUGUUAUUGAUCCAAAAUUGGAUGGGUUUAAAGAAAAUUUGAAACAAAGUAGAGAGAAUUUAUUACAAGUUUUAAAAAUUUCAAGUCAAUUUGAUGUUGAUGAUGAUAUUUUAAACCAUUCCAAAUUUUUAAUUAAUGAAAUUGGAGGUGAAGAUGAUGAUGAUGAAGCUGUUUCAAAUAUUAAUGAAGAUAAUUGGGAAGAUGAGAUUGAAAGUGAUGAUGAAUAG
Messenger RNA from Hansenula anomala, 1092 nucleotides. RefSeq names its product Acl4p (gene ACL4). Bases 1 to 1092 code for a protein of 363 amino acids. Lineage: Eukaryota; Fungi; Ascomycota; Saccharomycetes; Phaffomycetales; Wickerhamomycetaceae. The transcript has a single exon. The record is from RefSeq and is a predicted model, not a curated record. Gene Ontology annotation, molecular function: protein binding.